AGGACAGGGAAAAAGACAGAGAGAAGAGGAGAGAAAGUUUGACAGGCAGAGAAUGAGACUAAGUUAGAACAGUCCAUGCAAAGCCAGUUUAAAACAUAUCAUAGACUUGUGGUCUUAUUGCUUCCUGAGGCUAGGACUCUGCUGGAUCAAAGCUGACCACAUUGCCCUCCUCCUCACCCUCUUCCUCUCACCUUGCUAACACCUCUUCCACCACAACACCAUGGAGGAGGUUACUAAGGUUGCAGAAUCCACGGUGGCCCCACAGCCUCUCCUGGAACGUCGGUUUAGACAGCGACAGCCUGCAGUUUCAGUCCUCAAAUCCAAGCUGAAGAAAGGUGUGACGUGCUCUGGGCCCCGAGUCCGGUCCACCUUGACUGGUUUCUUCCCUGUGGUGUGCUGGCUGCCUAAAUACAAGCUCAAAGAGUAUGUCUGGGGUGAUGUGAUGUCUGGGCUCAUCGUUGGUAUCAUCUUGGUACCGCAGGCCAUAGCAUAUUGCUUGCUGGCAGGAGUGGAGCCAAUCUAUGGUUUAUAUACCUCAUUUUAUGCCAAUAUCAUUUAUUUCCUCAUGGGUACAUCCAGACAUGUCUCUGUGGGGAUCUUCAGCCUCAUGAGCCUCAUGGUGGGACAGGUGGUGGACAAGGAGCUGUAUCUCGCCGGUUUUGAUCUCAAUGAAGACUCCAAAGCGUCUGGUCCUGAUGUGAUUAAUGACACAAUGGGCACAAAUCUUACAGCUGUGGAGCUGUUUGGUGUGCAGUGUGGGAAGGAGUGUUAUGCCAUUAGCAUCGCAGCUGCACUUACAUUCCUGGCUGGUGUCUACCAGGUCUUGAUGGCAGUAUUUCGACUGGGCUUUGUUUCUGUUUAUCUCUCAGCUCCCAUGCUUGAUGGUUUUGCAACAGGAGCCUCUUUCACCAUCCUGACUGUGCAGGCUAAAUACCUGUUGGGUCUAAAGAUUCCCCGUCACCAGGGAUAUGGCACAGUUGUUAUCACCUGGAUCAACAUCUUUAGAAACAUUCAUGACACUAACUUCUGUGACGUCAUCACCAGUGCCAUCUGUAUAUCAAUAUUAGUUGCAGGUAAAGAGAUCCAGGAGCGCUACAAAAAUCGUCUUAAGAUCCCUCUGCCUACCGAGCUAGUGGUAGUGGCAGGAGCUACGCUGGCCAGCCAUUUUGGUGACCUAAACAACCGCUACCUCUCUAGUGUCUCUGGUCACAUCCCCACUGGGUUCAUUCCUCCCCAAGUGCCCAGCUUUAGCCUGAUGCCACAAGUGGCCCUAGAUGCAAUUCCUCUAGCUGUCAUCAGUUUUGCCUUUACAGUGUCACUGUCCGAAAUGUUUGCCAAGAAAAAUGGCUACACAGUUCGCCCCAACCAGGAGAUGCUGGCCAUCGGCUUUUGUAACAUCAUCCCCUCCUUCUUUCACUGUUUCACCACCAGUGCAGCACUGGCAAAAACCAUGGUGAAGGAUUCAACAGGCUGUCAGACACAGGUCUCCAGUCUGAUCAGUGCCCUGGUUGUCCUGCUCGUCCUCCUCUUCUUUGCCCCUUACUUCUACUCUCUCCAGAAAUGUGUGCUUGCCUGCAUUAUUAUUGUCAGCCUUCGGGGGGCUCUGAGGAAGUUCAGGGAUGUCCCCUCUAAGUGGCGUGCCAGCCAAAACGAUGCCAUUGUUUGGCUUGUUACUAUGGCAGCCACAGCUCUGAUCAGUGUGGAGAUGGGUCUUCUUGUUGGAGUAGUUUUUUCAAUGAUUUGUGUCAUCUACAAGACCCAGAAUCCUAAGGUCUCUCUCUUGGGCCGAGCCAAUGACACUGAUCUUUAUGAGGACAUAGAAGAGUAUAAGAACCUCCUGCCACCACCUCGGAUAAAAGUCUUUCGCUUCCAGUCUCCACUGUAUUACGCCAACAAGGACACAUUCCUCAAAUCCCUGUACAAAGCUGUCGGAGUGGAACCUUUCUUGGAGAUGACUAAGAGGAAAAAGGCAGAGAAGAAGGCUGAAGUGAUGUCCUUUAAACAAGCCAAGGCAAAUGGAGAUACAAACAAUGGAGAGGUCAUUGUUGGACUUGUUCAGAGAGAGCUAGAUUUUCACACUAUAGUUUUAGACUGCUCAGCCAUCCCCUUCAUAGACUCCACAGGCAUGGCCACAUUUAAAAUGCUGGUCAGAGAAUACAAAGACAUCAGAGUCAGCGUACUCCUGGCAAACUGUAACACUUCAGUCACAGAUAUCUUACAGAAAGGACUUUUUUUUGGGAACAAUGACGAAGAUAUGAGCGGCUUACUGUUUCAUACAGUACAUGCAGCAGUUCUUCAUGCAAACAGUAUGUUUGCAGUGGCAGAAAACAGGUCAGAUGACUCUGUGGUGUAGAACAGCUUAAAGAGGAGAGGGAAUGGUGAAUUGUAAUUCUAAAAAAGCCACCUGGAAAAGCCGUAUUUGAAAAAUUUGAGGCUGCUUUUUUUCCAAGUUCUGUCCAGCACAGCUACCAUAUGGCAAUGUUUUAUGCUUUACAUCCAAAAUGACCAAACCACAUAAUACACAAUUGAAUGAAUUGACAAAUAAGCACUCUUAGAAGCAGUCAGCUUUCAACAAAUAUAGCUUUCAUAGUUAAAAAGUCACAAUCAGUACUAUUAUUUCUGAAAGAGGUGCCUUAUAAUGGGCAAACUGAGUCAAAAUUAAGGUAAAUUUAUUUUUGUUUGAAAGGAGAGUAUCCUUAAAGAAGCAAAGUGCCUUUUAAAUCUUGUAUUUUCAUGUCAGUUAAAACUUCGUGGCAAGGCUGUUUUUCAGAUUUUCAUUACUUCAUUCACAUCACCGUCCCUGACGUGGAUUACACUGCCACCAAUGCAAGCAAAGAGGACUGUUUUUUUGUUCUCUGUUUGUUUUCACCUCAAAAGGGUUAAAAGCCAGCUUUUUUCUUUUGCUAGGGUCGACUGAAGACCAGUCCAUGCAACUGGCUGAUUUAUUGGUAAGCCUCCUCACACCACUAAAAAAGAAAAACCUGUAUCUCCUGCAGAAGGGACAAUUCUGGGACUCUUUUGGCUAUCUAGUUGCAACAUUCAUAGACAUGAGUACUGAUGAGGUGUUCUAGAUGAAAGAUAUCCUUUAGGACUGGUGUCCAUAGCUGGCACCUUUAGCCCUGGCAGUGCUCACAACCUCAGUUUUAGAGCACUUCUGAGGGAGUUUUUUAUUGCUAAGUCAUACAAGAUGACCUCUGGUUUCCUCUGUAGAAUCAGUAAUGUCAUUUUUAGAUAGCUCAAUAUGCAUCAUAUUCCUUUUUUCUAUGAAAUUUCACCAAAAAAGCACAAAAACAAAUGUAAGGGAAUCCUGACCUGGAAACUUAAACCAUAAAAAGACAAGCCAGAACAGUUUCAUUUCCUCCAUUAUCAGAAGUUCUGCACCACCUUGGGUUUUUUUUUUCUGCUCAGGGCACUGAGUCCUGAAAAUCCUGAACUACAUUAGCUUUGUAUUGAAAAUGAGCACUGCCAGAGCGAAAACAGCAACUGUGGCAGCACAUGUAUAGUCAUGUAAAUUUUGGUUAACCCUAUGGUUACAUUAGAGACACAUUUAUUGCACCUAUUUGCUACAUGUUUGUUAUUUUGUGGCUCUAGGUCUGUGGUAGGUCCUCUGAAUUUCAAACAAACUGGGCCAGCUUUGGUCACUUUUAUUUUCUUUCUGUUUCUUGCCCCAGAUAACUUCCUGGCUGGACACAGGUAUAGGCAUGGCUGAAAGAAAAGAAGGAAGGAAAUGAGCACACCCAGGGUUUUCUGUUCUGCAGAAUAUAUUUUUUAAUCAUCUUAGGCAUCAAAAGACUUUUCAGGGACUCAGCACUGAAUAUCAGUGAGUACAUUAGUGCACAGCAAACACUGUGUUGUAUAUUUCCUCUAGAGGCCUACAAACUUGUGUAUUUACUAGAGGUCACAACUAAACUCUUCUUAACUCAAUAAAGAACCGUGUUCCUGUAGGCCUACUCUCAUCCUUAUCCCUGGUGAUAAAGCAAUGCUAGUUUAUCUAGUCUGUAACAGAAUAGAAAUAAGCAAGGAUUUUAACAUGUCUGAGAUCUCCCCCCAGGUGCUCCUGUAUAUGUUUUGUAUGUGUAUGUGUGUUAACAGAUGGCAGAAGGUAAUGUCAAAAGUCUCCACUUCACUGUCUCUGAUUGGUUAAAACUUUUUUGUUCCUUGCAGAUUGAGUGUGGGUUUGGUCUCUGAUAUAAGUUAUGUUUUUGUCUUUCUGUUAUGACCCAAGUUGUAUACUUAGAUUAAAACUAGUAUAACUUCCAGAGCCUAGUCUAAUUGUAAAGGGAAGUUGUACUUAAAAAGGAGCUAUUUUUACUUUUUUGUUCACUUUUAUCAUGUCAGAAAACAAAUGCUGAGAAACUGGUGAAGAUGUAGACAUUCUUGUAUAUAUACAAAAUAAUCUUGCAUUGCAAUGCAUUUUUCAUACAUGUUUGUCACCAGUGUUUAAACGUAGUAUCAAUUUAAUCUAGAUUGUAUCACUUGUUUUAUAAAGGCCUAUUUUAACCCCAUUUUGAUGUACUGACAUUGACUACUGCAUACAAACCCUGCCUUAU
This is a messenger RNA of Cheilinus undulatus (humphead wrasse), 4550 nucleotides long. It is a transcript of the gene slc26a1, whose product is annotated as solute carrier family 26 member 1. The record is from RefSeq and is a predicted model, not a curated record. Gene Ontology annotation, biological process: transmembrane transport. Lineage: Eukaryota; Metazoa; Chordata; Actinopteri; Labriformes; Labridae. Gene Ontology annotation, cellular component: membrane. The transcript is spliced from 8 exons. Gene Ontology annotation, molecular function: chloride transmembrane transporter activity; oxalate transmembrane transporter activity; bicarbonate transmembrane transporter activity. The coding region runs from base 221 to 2353 and encodes 710 amino acids.